UCCAGGCCCACGUACGGGUAAGUACGCGCUCUAUAUAUGCCGCUCGCGCCGCGCCGCGCAUGGCUCCAUGCUCUCCCCGCCCUCUUCUACGACUAGAAGAAAGAAGAAGGAUAUAUUUGAUCAGCCUCUCAUUCGGCCGGGCAAUUAAUUUGGAGCUGCUGAGAUAUUCGAGUAGCUAGGAGAUGAGCGGCGGCGGAGGAUCGGCGGGGGCGGCGUCUCGGCCGGGGCAGGAUCUGCAGCUGCCGCCGGGGUUCCGGUUCCACCCGACGGACGAGGAGCUGGUGAUGCACUACCUCUGCCGGCGGUGCGCCGGCCUGCCAAUCUCCGUGCCCAUCAUCGCGGAGGUCGACCUCUACAAGUACGACCCGUGGCAGCUCCCAAGAAUGGCGCUGUACGGCGAGAAGGAGUGGUACUUCUUCUCCCCGCGUGACCGCAAGUACCCGAACGGGUCGCGGCCGAACCGGUCGGCCGGCGCAGGGUACUGGAAGGCCACGGGCGCCGACAAGCCGGUGGGCACGCCCACGCCCCUGGCUAUCAAGAAGGCGCUCGUCUUCUACGCCGGCAAGGCGCCCAAGGGCGACAAGACAAACUGGAUCAUGCACGAGUACCGUCUCGCCGACGUCGACCGCUCCGCCCGCAGGAAGAACAGCCUCAGGCUGGAUGACUGGGUGCUGUGCCGGAUCUACAACAAGAAAGGCGUCCCGGAGCAGAAGCCGAGCGCCGCCAAGGAAGGAAGCCCCACGCACGCGGCCGUGGGGUCGCCGCCGGAGCAGAAGCCGGCGUUGCUGCAGCCGCCGCCGUCCUACGCGCCGCCGCCGUUCUCGGAGCUGGCGGCGUACUACGAGGUGCGGCCGUCGGACUCGAUGCCGCGGGCGCACGCGGACUCAAGCGGCUCGGAGCACCACGUGGCGCUCACGGCGUCGUCGUGCGGCCGGGGCGAGCGGCCGGAGGUGCAGAGCCAGCCGCCCAAGAUCUCCGACUGGGAGCGCACCUUCUCCACCGCCGGCGACGGCUCGAUGCAGCUGGGGCAGCUCGACCCGGCGGCCGGGCUCGCAGCCGGCGACCCGCUACUGCAGGACAUCCUCAUGUACUGGGGCAAGCCGUUCUGAUCGAGAACGCAGCGUCUCGUGUCUUUGUGUGGUUUGGAUUUUGGGAGAUGAUUUGGCGUAAUUCCGGGGGGAUUCGGGCGAGCUGCCGGUAUCAGUCGGCCGGAGAUAUCCGUAGCCGUUGGAUGGAAGAUAGUACGACGAGCAUGGGUGGCGGCGAUGAGACGCGGGAACCCCGGGGUGGAUGGAUCAUGGAGACUCGAUCGAGGAGAUGAUAUGCAGGGGUACUGUACUUGUUGGUUGGUGUUAUGCGAAUUGGACUAAGCUGUGUAUAUGCGAUUGAUUUGGAAUUGGAGUUUUUGGACACACUUGAUUGUUACGCUUAACCAUGUUACAAGUUUAUUUAUUUUC
This is a messenger RNA of Brachypodium distachyon (stiff brome), 1457 nucleotides long. Its product is annotated as NAC domain-containing protein 48. Gene Ontology annotation, molecular function: DNA binding. The transcript is spliced from 3 exons. The record is from RefSeq and is a predicted model, not a curated record. Bases 183 to 1109 code for a protein of 308 amino acids. Gene Ontology annotation, biological process: regulation of DNA-templated transcription. Lineage: Eukaryota; Viridiplantae; Streptophyta; Magnoliopsida; Poales; Poaceae.